CUCCUCCUCCUCUUCCUCAGUCCUGCUCCGCUCUUCUCUGCUCUGCGCUCACUGAAUCCAACAUGGAGUAAGGAGGAGAUGGGGCUCGUCCGGGGCCAUCCUCACCGACACCAGCGAGCCAUUCUCGGUCACCGCAUUCCAGCCCGGCCCGGCGGAGGAGGAGGAGGAGGAGGAGGAGGAGGAGGAAGAAAAAGAAGAGGAGGAAGAGGAAGAAAAGGCGUAGGAGGAGGAGGAGGUGGAAGAGGAGGAUGCGCCUCUUCCUCGAUGCGCUCCAGUAAUUGAGGAGUGAAAAGGAGGAGAGGAAGAAAAGCAGAAGAGGACAAGGAGGAGGAGGAGGAGGAGGAGGAGGAGGAGGAGAGAGGAGAUCCGAGAAUAUAUAACGCACACCGGGAUUCAAGAACCGGAGCAGGAGGAGAGCGGGAGAGAACCGGAUCCGCCGCUUCUUGCCGCUUCUGCCGCUUCAACAUGAAGACACCGCACCGUGCAGCAGCCGCGGAGGGAGCUUAUUAUUACCGGAGGUGAAACGGAAAAAAAUGAGCGAGGACACGCGACCAGACGAUGACAGCUACAUUGUGCGCGUCAAAGCGGUGGUGAUGACCAGAGACGAUUCGAGUGGCGGCUGGUUGGCGCAGGACGGCUGCCUGAGCAGAGUGGGCGUGUGCAGGCUGCUGCCGAGCGAACUGCUGGGACGCAACACCUUCCUCAUCCACGGAGAACGCCUCAAAGACAAGCAGGUGAUUCUGGAGUGUUUCUUAAAGAAAGAUCUGGUCUACACGAAGGCCACGCCGACGUUCCACCACUGGAAGGUGGACAACAGGAAGUGUGGUCUGACCUUCCAGAGCCCGUCCGACGCCAGAGCCUUUGACCGAGGGGUGAGGAAGGCCCUGGAGGACCUUACCGAAGGGUCAACCACGUCCUCAUCGACGCUGCAGAACGAGGCGGAGCUCGGCGAUGAUGACGUCUUCACGACGGCCACCGACAGCUCGUCCAACUCGUCCCAGAAGAGAGAGCCAGCGAUGCACACACUGGCCCCGCACAACUUCUGCGAGGCCCGUCGGCACCAUUGCAUCCUGGGACAUUUCUACGAGCACCACCGGCCCUCUGAUCACUACUUCCUGGACCAGGCGGUGCACAUGUUCCCUCGUCACGUCAGCUUCCAGGUGGAGGAGGAAGAGAUCGUACGCAUCAACCCCCGCGAGCGAACCUGGCUCACCGGCUACGGGGACUACCGUCACGCCAAUUCCACGCGUGACAAACUCACCCAGCCUGACAACCUCGUUGACGCCUACGUACACUUUGCCAAGAGCGAGCAGCCCAAACACGACUACACCUACCCGUACCCGCUGAGCUGCGACGUGCAGCGAGGCUGCAACGGCAAACCCGGUUGCCUGGAGCUGGGCAGCGGCCACAGAGCGGUGGUGACGGUGCAGCCGCGAGCCCUGCAACCCAAAGGCAAGAGGCGGAAGGAGGACGGCGAGCGUUCGCGCUGCGUUUACUGUCAGGACAUGUUCAACCACGAGGACAACGGGCGGGGCCGCUGCCAGGAAGCCCCUGACCCCAUUCAGACCUGCAUCAGGCGAGUCAGCUUCAUGUGGUGCGCGGACAGCCUGCUGUACCACUGCAUGUCGGACCCGGAGGGGGAUUACUCGGACCCGUGCUCCUGUGACACCAGCGACGAGCGCUUCUGCCUGCGCUGGACGGCGCUGGUGGGGCUGUCGCUGCUGGCACCCUGCAUGUGCUGCUACGCCCCCCUCAGGGCGUGCUACCGCUGCGGCGUGGCCUGCCGCUGCUGUGGCGGGAAACACAAAGCUGUGGGCUGAGGCAUUGCAGGCCCCGCCCCCCUCACAGAGACAGCAAGGACUCAUGGGAAACGGAGGCCGCUGUGAUUUUGUUGUAGUUGUUUGUCUCGUCUCCGAUUUCCAGAAGGAGGAGAAGAAGAACUUCAUCUCAACAGAUGG
Molecule: messenger RNA, 1958 nt
Organism: Sebastes umbrosus (honeycomb rockfish)
Lineage: Eukaryota; Metazoa; Chordata; Actinopteri; Perciformes; Sebastidae
Gene: spred2a
Product: sprouty related EVH1 domain containing 2a
Exons: 6
Coding region: 534-1820 (428 amino acids)
Biological process (GO): multicellular organism development; negative regulation of MAPK cascade
Cellular component (GO): membrane
Molecular function (GO): protein kinase binding
Source: RefSeq, a predicted model, not a curated record